AUGCCCAUGUCUCGCCCGUCCAGCCCGCCAAUACGUCCUCCCGCCAACGGCAUCGGUCUGACUCUGGCAGGCGACGAAGCGAGAGACGGCUCCGUGCCCCAACUGAUGACAGUCGUCGAUGACGGAAAGAAGAUCCCCUACGGCCCUGGGUUCUACGUGCCACCGCCUGGGCUUCCGGCUUCCGCGUUCACAGACCAGGACAACAUGAGGAUGAGGAGCCGAGACGACGCAUCUCCUCGCAAGCAGAAAGGAGCAAAUGGCCGCCAUUCGUCCGUGACCGGCGCUCGCACGCCUUCAACAUGUCCCUCCUCGGUCUCUUCGCACGGCGGCAGAUACGUUCCCGACUACGGUCUCGAUUCGGACACUGAGAGCGACUACAUGAAGCGCGGCAUCAAGCACCCGCACGCCGACUGGACAGAUCGGGUGUUGGAUGGUCUGAUCCACAGCCCCCUGCUCGACGAGCCGAAAUUGCAUCGUUGA
Molecule: messenger RNA, 480 nt
Organism: Kalmanozyma brasiliensis GHG001
Lineage: Eukaryota; Fungi; Basidiomycota; Ustilaginomycetes; Ustilaginales
Exons: 2
Coding region: 1-480 (159 amino acids)
Source: RefSeq, a predicted model, not a curated record